UAGGUGUUUUCGAGGCAUCUCGGGUUUUCUUACUUUGACAAUGGAAGACGCUAAACGAGUGUGUUUUACAAGUUCUGACGAUGAAAGUUUCAGUUCUCUUAAUGUAGAGGUUUCAAAUACCUCCAUCCGUGAAGUUUCACUUGCUGAAUUGGAUACUUCUGAAAAAAUAGAUACUGCAGAUUUGGAAUGUUCUUCUGCAGAAGUCGCAACAGAUGAAACAUCGAGUCGUUCGUUGGAAAAUGUAUCUAACGUUGAUGGGGUACUUGCAGAAAGAGAAAACGUUGGUAAAUUGUCUUCUGAUGGCGAAUUUUGUUCGGAAGAGAAACCCGCAGGAAAUGAAUCGUCAAGUUCUUCGCCUGAAGUUGUAUCUGAUGAAGAAUCAUUUUUAGAAAAAAAUGUUAAAUCGACAUCUGUAGAAAGUACCGUAAGUGAAGCUUCAGAUGUUUCGACUGAAAUUCCAUCUGACGUUGAAAGACCGACUUCAGGAAGCUCUAGUGUUGAAUCGCCCGAUCUCAUUCAUAAGAGUAGAGAAAGUUUUGAACAUCUAGAUUACGAAGCAGAGAUAACAGAAGAUUUAAUUUCAUCGUUGCUGAAGCGUUUCAAGGAUAAUCAAUAUGUUGCUUCUUCUCAACAUGCGGAGGACUGGGAUAUAGUUUCGAACUGCAUAGAUCUCUUUCGGAAAAGCUACUUCUGCAGAUUGGUUUCUAACGUUGGAGGAACGUUAUGUGAUAACUACCCAAGUGUAAUCAUCGUACCAGUGAAGGAGAAAAACGCUAACGAGGAAGAAUAUCCUGUCAACCAUACAUCCCCCGCUUCGAGGUUCGACGAUAAUGAAUAUUUCGAGUGGCUUGGCAAAUGCCGGUACAGUCGAGUAAGGAGGCGAUUUCCUGUUCCGGUCAUCUUGAUCGACGGAAAAUUCUUUUGCCGAUCUGCUACACUCAGCAACCAACUUUCUAUUGUUUCGGAGAAUAUAAAACAACAACCAGAUCCAAAAGCUGAAGUGAUUCAUGAAGAUAACUUCUCCAUGGCUAUGGACGCAAUCGUGAGCGUCGGAACUCAGGCCGCGCAGGUAGCAUCAAAUAUUGCUGAAUCCACGAGCACGCUCUUGUUUUCGCAGAGUUUAGAGGACAUGCACUAUCACGAUAGAGAACUCCUGCACUAUUUGGGUAUUGACUUUAUUUUUGACCUCAUGGUAGAAAUGGAAAAACUAUGCAUCAUCAAGGUCACUUCUUCCGAAAAAGUAAACAGGGGAUUUUACCAAGACUUCAAUAUAACUCAAAUUCCAUACCCGGGUUGCGAAUUCUUCGAAGAAUAUCAUCGAAACGGCAGAAACCCUGAAGGUUUGAGAUUUGAUUGGGAAGCGCCUACCGUAACUGUAGAAUGUAAAGUACCUAAAAACUUCAUUAUGUAUUUUCCGGAUACGGACUAUAGCCAGUAUAAGGACUGGGAUCUCGUUAAGUUAACCGAAGAAUACCUCUUGAUUCAGCUGGUAGUCAUUACAUCAGGUAACCAUAGCGCCCUAGUUCAUUGCAUCUCAGGUUGGGAUCGUACACCCAUGUUCGCAUCUCUUCUCCGGUUGUCUCUUUGGGCCGACCACUGGAUCCAUGACGAACUAACUCCCUUACAGAUGGCGUACCUAACCCUUGGGUACGACUGGUACCUUUUCGGGCAUAAUUUGCCAGAACGCCUUUAUAAGAAUGAAGAGGUCAUGCAUUUCUGUUUCAAGUUCCUUGGUUAUAUUGCUUCAGAUAACUUUUCGAUGACAAAGCACUGGAGCGAGCGACCUGAAGAUUUGAAAUUAAACCUAAAAUUUCCAGAAUUCUUUGCUGGUGACCGAAGGAAGAGACUGGAAGAAGUGCAAGAUAUCGUGCUGCGUUUGUACCAUGACAACAUUAUUACGACUGACGUUCUUUCUACAGAUGCACCACAGGCUGUGACGACUGACGUUCUUUCUACUGAUGCUCCACAGGUUGUGACGACUGACGUUCUUUCUACUGAUGCUCCACAAAUUUAAAGAUUCACGACAUCAUAUUAUAUAUGACGUAGAAUGUAGAAUUCAGAAGAUGAAUGUAUUUUAGAUAUUUAAUUUUAUAUUUUAACUGGUUUUAUACUGAAAAUGUAAAUUUUAAAUCUUUCCUUUUCCACAAGCUAAUUCAUACUAAAUAUUAGUGAAGCGUUUUAAUGUUUUGUAAUAAAUUGGCAACAAUAAAAGAUCAUUUCUU
This is a messenger RNA of Stegodyphus dumicola, 2222 nucleotides long. RefSeq names its product phosphatidylinositol-3,5-bisphosphate 3-phosphatase MTMR14-like. NCBI's taxonomy places the organism in Eukaryota, Metazoa, Arthropoda, Arachnida, Araneae, Eresidae. Gene Ontology annotation, molecular function: phosphatidylinositol-3-phosphate phosphatase activity. Gene Ontology annotation, biological process: dephosphorylation. The record is from RefSeq and is a predicted model, not a curated record.